AUGAAGGGAUGGAACAAACAUAUGAAGAAUCUUGAUGAGAAGGUCGUGUACAGUGCCAUCAUGGGAGAUGAGAUGGUCGGAAAGACCAGCAUCUCCGAGAGCUAUGCUGAGAAGUCUUUCAAUGAGAAUUAUGAAGCCACAGUGUUUGACAACUAUGUCGUUCCCCUGCAAGUAGCCGGAAAGGAGUUUGUCAUCAGCAUGUUCGACACUGCAGGAAAGAAACGUUUUGAGAGCCUAAGGAUGUUCUCCUACCAGGAAAGUGAAGUCCUGCUUUUGUGUUUUUCUACCUGUGACCGGAAGACAUUUCACACCGUCAAUGACCUAUGGAUGCCUGAACUAAAGAGACACUCCAAACAACACAAACAGAAGAGACCUGUCAUCCUCGUGGGCACGAAGAUAGACCUCCGAGUCGGAAAUGAAGGAAUUGGGGUCAGCACGGACGAGGGUGUCCAGUUGGCCAAGGACAUCGGUGCUGACUGCUAUGUGGAGUGCUCGGCUAACGACCACAAGGGCUUGAAGGAGGUCUUUCAGCAUGUUGUCUUCUCUGCUCUCAAAUUCAGAAAUAAGAGAACCAACAUUAUCCAGAAGAUGUUCAGACGCAGAAGUGCCUCUUUUGUAAAUUACUAG
Haliotis rufescens (red abalone) is the source of this 627-nucleotide messenger RNA. Its product is annotated as cell division control protein 42 homolog. Lineage: Eukaryota; Metazoa; Mollusca; Gastropoda; Lepetellida; Haliotidae. The transcript is spliced from 2 exons. Gene Ontology annotation, molecular function: GTP binding; GTPase activity. The record is from RefSeq and is a predicted model, not a curated record. Gene Ontology annotation, biological process: small GTPase-mediated signal transduction. The coding region runs from base 1 to 627 and encodes 208 amino acids.